AUGAAUACAAAAGAGUUGAAUGUAUCAUCAACAUUUUAUGUUAGCAAUCAACAAAUUGUCGUCACUUGGUCUUCUAUAUCUUCGUCAUGUAAUGAUGAUUUUAUUGGCAUUUACUUUAUCGACAUUCCACUUCUUACAGGUGCAUGCGGCUACUUUGAUUAUGAAUUCAUUCAGACAAAUCAAACAAGUAUGUCAUGGCAAAUGAUUAAUUUGCGUCGUCCACUCGAAUUUCGAUAUUAUUCACGCGAGAACAAUUGUUCAGGAAAUUAUUCCUUUGUUGCAAAAUCUUUGAUUGUUCAACCGUUCAAUUACAAUGCACCAGAACAAAUUCAUUUGGCUUAUGGUGAUAGAAUCGAUCAAAUAUUUGUUUCAUUUGUAACAAAUUCUUCUGAGUACAUACCUGAAUGUCAAUAUGGUUUAGAUCCAUCAUUGCUUCAAUGGCAUGUUCGAGGAACGACGAUCACUUAUAAAGCAUCGGACAUGUGCGAAGGUCAAGCAAAUAUUCCGGGUCCACAAACAUUUAUUGAUCCUGGCUAUAUGCAUACGAUUAUUCUUGAAAAUAUUCGUUCAUCAACUACAUAUUUCUAUCGAGUAGGAACUGAUCAACAUGGUUGGUCAUCAGUGCGCUCAUUUACCAAUCGUCCGGCCGAUGAUGCUAAUGCAACAGCGUCACUUAUCGCUUAUGGAGAUAUGGGUGUGGCACCUGUUCAACCUGGUGCCAAAUCGACCAUGGAUCGAGUUCGAGCACAAGUAAUGACUAGUAAUAUCACAUGUGUUUUACAUAUUGGUGAUAUUAGUUAUGCACGAGGUAUUGGUGCACUUUGGGAUGCUUUUAUGACUCAAAUCGAUGCAAUUGCAUCUCAUGUACCGUAUAUGGUUGGAAUCGGAAAUCAUGAAUACGAUCAUGUCACAGGAGGAGAUAAGGAUCCUAGCGGAGCACCAGGUCCUGGAGGAUUUCGACCAUCAUGGGGCAACUAUGGUUAUGAUUCUGGUGGUGAAUGUGCUGUUCCAAUGGUACGUCGUUUUCAAUCACCAUCCAAUGGCAAUGGUCUCUUCUGGUAUAGUUUCGAUGUGGGUCCUGUUCAUAUUGUUUAUUACUCCACGGAACAUGAUUUUCUUCCUUCAUCAUCACAACAUGCUUGGCUUGAACGUGAUCUUAAUUCUGUCAAUCGUUCCCGUACACCAUGGCUAAUUGUUGGAUCACAUCGACCAAUGUAUUCAUCAAUAGUACGCGAUGUUGGUGAUCCAAUAAAAGCCAUGUUACAACUAUCUCUAGAACCGAUGUUUUAUAAGUAUCAUGUCGAUAUUAAUCUUUUUGCACAUAUACAUUCUUACGAACGAUCAUGUCCAAUGUAUCAAGAAAAAUGUGUCGACCAAGGAAUUAUACAUGUAUUAAUUGGAAUGGCCGGACACAAUUUGGAUUUCGAUACGUAUACAGGAGCAAAAUGGAGUUUGUAUCAUGAUCAGCAGUUUGGUUAUACUCAAAUUUGGGCGAAUAGAACUUAUUUACGUUUCUCUUAUCAUCAAAAUGUAGACGAUGCAAUAGUUGAUGAGUUUGAGCUGACAAAAUGA
Rotaria sp. Silwood1 is the source of this 1572-nucleotide messenger RNA. The record is from the annotation of a GenBank genome assembly. Lineage: Eukaryota; Metazoa; Rotifera; Eurotatoria; Philodinida; Philodinidae.